AUGCUCCUUACGCCAGUAAUUUCGUCGCGCACUCCCUCCGUCCGUGGUUCCGCCAAGAAGGCUGCCAAAGGGCAACGUCUCGUCAAACCCAAAUUUGACUUCUAUCUCGUCCGUGGGACGGACGAGCGCAUUCAGCGCGACCUUUCGCGUACCAUCAAGCUAGCCGACGAACAAGGCAAAGUCUCAACAUCGAGGAGCUCGGCUACUACGGGCUUCUCGCCGCUACUCUGGCUCGGUGGUAAAGCAGCCAAGCACUCAACGUCGGCCAAAUCUCGGCAAGACGCCCCCGAAGACUUGUUUGUUCUGCUGAACCGUGACUCCAAGCGUUACGAGAGGGUUAUCGCACGCACCACGAGCAAGUUUGACAUUGACGAAGACUGA
Messenger RNA from Phytophthora infestans T30-4, 381 nucleotides. RefSeq lists its product as uncharacterized. Bases 1 to 381 code for a protein of 126 amino acids. NCBI's taxonomy places the organism in Eukaryota, Oomycota, Peronosporomycetes, Peronosporales, Peronosporaceae. The record is from RefSeq and is a predicted model, not a curated record. The transcript is spliced from 2 exons.